AUGUGGUUUAGGCUAGGGCUGGGCAUUAGCUUAACUGUGCUGCUCUGCAACACGCUCUGUGCGGCCGAAAAGUUGGCGCAGAACAAUGUGAAUCCAAGUGAUAGCGAAGAGGCGCAUAAAUUGGAGGUCCUGCUGGAGUCCACACGUACUAGCACAACCCCAAAACCCAUCAGCAGCUCCACAACCAAAACAAGCACCUAUGAGACCCAUAUAGAGGACCAUGAAUAUAAUUUUAAAAACGAUCGCCUGCCUGCGCUUACAGAGGAUGAGUUCAACAGCUUGAGCCAUGACGCCAAUCCGCUGCAUUUCCUCAAGCAGCUGACAGAACCGCCGGCGGACACAACAGAGCCGCAGGUAGACCCAACUAAACCUCCUCCAGAUCCAACUAAAUCUCAGACAGAAUCAACCCAGCCGCAGAAUACUAAAGCCGACCCGAUUCCUGGCACACCAAUCUACAUAACCAUACCGAUCUAUAUCAAUACCUCUGGCAAAAUGCCGAUCAGCUUGACCAUUGGCGAUAAGGAACUGCCGCUGCAAAGACGCAGCUCUGCGGAGAAGAAGAACCACUCCACCAAGUCGCCCAACUCAUAUUUCAAUCGUUUGCUGGAGAAAAUUGAGCCACCCAAAAGGCGCACAACCAAUCGACAUCGCAGCCAGAGCCGCAGCAAGAUUCAAGCUCUAAAGGAGCGCAAUGCCUCACAGCUCUAUAAGAAGCUAAGCGCAGCUGAGAGUGAGGAGCAAAAGGAGUUUUAG
This is a messenger RNA of Drosophila novamexicana, 753 nucleotides long. RefSeq lists its product as uncharacterized. NCBI's taxonomy places the organism in Eukaryota, Metazoa, Arthropoda, Insecta, Diptera, Drosophilidae. The record is from RefSeq and is a predicted model, not a curated record. The transcript is spliced from 3 exons. The coding region runs from base 1 to 753 and encodes 250 amino acids.